Molecule: messenger RNA, 2949 nt
Organism: Cladophialophora immunda
Lineage: Eukaryota; Fungi; Ascomycota; Eurotiomycetes; Chaetothyriales; Herpotrichiellaceae
Exons: 10
Coding region: 1-2949 (982 amino acids)
Biological process (GO): carbohydrate metabolic process
Cellular component (GO): vacuole
Molecular function (GO): beta-galactosidase activity
Source: RefSeq, a predicted model, not a curated record
AUGAGACUCACUAUUGUCUCGGUGUUUGCCUGCUUGGCAGCGUGGGUUGCGGCCCUUGCUCUCCCAGGCCAAAAUUUCGGCGGGCUCAAAAUUAUUGAGCAUCCGGACCCAGAGAAACGACAACUUUUGCAAGACAUCGUAACUUGGGAUGAAACGUCGCUUUUUAUCCAUGGCCAGAGAAUCAUGAUAUUCAGCGGCGAAUUCCAUCCAUUUCGACUUCCUGUGCCGUCUCUAUGGUUAGACGUCUUUCAGAAAGUCAAGGCUCUUGGGUUCAAUUGCGUUUCUUUCUAUCUGGACUGGGCGGUCCUGGAAGGCAAACCCGGAAACUUUUCGGCUGAAGGAGUCUUCGCUCUCGAGCCGUUUUAUGAAGCUGCCAGCGCCGCAGGUGUUUAUCUCAUUGCUCGACCUGGUCCUUACAUCAAUGCAGAGGCAUCUGGUGGAGGGUUCCCUGGCUGGCUUGCGAGACUGCCGGAUAGACUUAGAACAACAGACCCAGGUUAUCUCGCAUCAACGGAAAAUUAUGUUCGAAACGUCGCAAGCUCCAUUGCUGCCGCCCAGAUAACGAACGGUGGACCAGUCAUCCUCUAUCAGCCUGAGAAUGAAUACAGCCAAGGUUGCUGUGGCGUGGACUUUCCUGACGGCCAGUAUAUGCAAGAUGUCAUGGAUCAGGCUCGACAGGCAGGCAUUGUGGUUCCCAUGAUCAGCAACGAUGCAAGGCCAAGUGGGCACAAUGCUCCUGGCACAGGAGUUGGAGCAGUGGAUAUAUAUGGGCAUGAUGGCUACCCGCUUGGGUUCGACUGCUCACAUCCUAGGGCGUGGCCCGACGGUGCCCUGCCAACGACCUAUUGGCAGACGCAUCUGAAUGAGAGUCCUACAACCCCAUAUAGCAUUGACGAGUUCCAAGGGGGUUCCUUCGAUCCUUGGGGAGGGCCGGGCUUCGACAAUUGCGAGAUACUCGUGAACUAUGAAUUUGUUCGAGUCUUUUACAAAAACAUUAUUGCAUCGGGUGCCAAGAUCUUCAACAUAUAUAUGAUCUACGGAGGGACGAACUGGGGUAAUCUAGGUCAUGAUGGGGGCUACACGUCUUAUGACUAUGCGGCCGCAAUAUCGGAAAAUCGCCAGGUCGAUCGACAGAAAUACAGCGAAACUAAAUUAAUAUCCAACUUCGUCAAGGCCUCACCAGCAUAUCUCAUUGCCGAACCGCUGCAACUCAAUACUACCUCGGUCUUCACCAACACGUCCGAUCUCACAGUCACCUCAGUGGGCGGAAACGAGAGCGAAACUACAUUCUACAUCGUUCGACAUUAUAACUAUUCCGAUCUCAGUGCCACCUUGUACAAGCUCUCUGUGCCGACACGCUCAGGAAACUUGACAGUCCCUCAACUCGGCGGGACAUUGACGCUUGGUGGCCGUGAUUCUAAAGUGCAUGUGGUUGACUACGACCUGGCUGGAGUAAAUCUGCUCUACUCCACAGCAGAGAUAUUCACAUGGAAGGACCUCGGCGGAAGGACAGUGCUUAUUCUAUAUGGAGGCGAAGGCGAGCAUCAUGAACUAUGUGUGACGUCGUCAUCGGUGCCUUCCGUGAUUGAAGGUGAUUCUUCGACGGUCACGACCAGCCAGACUGGGUCUGGUGUUAUUGUUGCUUGGGAUGCUUCUUCAACCCGCCGCGUGGUGCAGAUUGGACAGCUGGAGGUCUUCCUUCUUGGUAAAAACUCGGCCUACGACUACUGGGUCCUUGAUCUCUUUACCAUCGGAUCUAGGAACAGAUUUGCGUCAGCAUAUACCAACGCCAGUUCCGUGAUCGUUAAAACUGGCUACCUCGCGAGAGAAAUACAUCUCAAUCGUGACGAGUUGCAUCUGAGGGCUGACUUUAAUGAUACCACCUCCAUUGAAGUGAUUGGAGUGCCGACAACCGCAAAGUCACUUUUCGUUAAUGGUGUACCCGUUCAAUACAAAGCGAAUAGCCGAGGCGACUGGUCGGCAGCAUUCGACUACGAAGAUCCAAAUAUAACCCUUCCAGAUAUCCAGAGCCUGGAGUGGAAGUACAUUGAUAGUCUCCCAGAAAUCCAGCCAGCGUCGGACUAUGGUUAUCACGGCGGCUCUCUGAUCUAUCGUGGUCACUUCACUGCUCAAAGAUCAAGCACCAACCUCUCCCUCAAUACCCAGGGUGGUUGGGCCUUCGGCCACUCUCUCUGGCUCAAUCAGAGCUUCCUGGGAUCGUAUGUUGGUGUGAGUACAGAAAACAACACCAACGCAACAUACCUUCUCUCCACCCUCCAGCCAGGAAGCAACUAUGUUCUGACCAUCCUCAUUGACCAUAUGGGACUGGAGGAGAAUGGAUAUGUUGGUUCAGACCAGAUGAAGACACCACGCGGGAUCUUGGACUACGAGCUCGCUGGCUAUGAUGACAGUGCCAUCAGCUGGAAGCUGACUGGUAACCUAGGUGGUGAAGACUAUGUGGAUCGCAGCCGGGGACCAUUGAAUGAGGGAUCAAUGUAUGCCGAGCGACAGGGCUGGCAUUUGCCAAAUCCACCAAGUCUGUCGUGGGAAAGUCGCAGUCCGUUGAUUGGGAUUUCAGACCCUGGAAUCGGCUUUUUCAGUACCUCUUUCGACUUGAGUAUCCCUGACGGAUGGGACCUUCCGGUGUCAUUCACAUUCGGAAAUACCACGACGCCUGCCGAGCCCUACAGAACCCAACUCUUUGUCAAUGGUUUUCAGUACGGGAAGCAUGUCAAUCACAUCGGUCCGCAAACAAGUUAUCCAGUGCCACAGGGGAUCUUGAACUACAAUGGAACAAAUUGGCUGGCCCUCACCCUAUGGUCCCAACAACCCGGUGGGGCCAAACUGGACAGUUUGGAGCUUGUGUUUGAUCGUCCUGUUGCGACAGCUUUGACAAGAAUUGGUUUUGUGGAGGGAUCAGUUUAUACGCUGCGACAAGGAGCAUACUGA